Molecule: messenger RNA, 3183 nt
Organism: Exophiala dermatitidis NIH/UT8656
Lineage: Eukaryota; Fungi; Ascomycota; Eurotiomycetes; Chaetothyriales; Herpotrichiellaceae
Exons: 2
Coding region: 572-2857 (761 amino acids)
Source: RefSeq, a predicted model, not a curated record
CUCCUACUGGGCAGCAUUUGGCCUCCCGGACCCAAGCCAGGCACACUUGAGGCACUCCCUAAGGCUUGUUCCUCAACCCGGGGACUGCACAUUGACUGGCAUGUCUUCGGCUCCGUGCUCCGUUCUCCAUCCGCUCUGCCUCGACCCCCGUGGCAUGGCAGUGAUUGUUGUCUUGUCUCUCCUUUGUGUGAUGCUUGUUUUCGGUCCUCCUCUACCAGCUCGGAUUCCGCACUGACUCUACACUCGAGCCAUUGCAGCUUUUGUGUUUCUUUCUUUGUCACUCUUUUACGGUUGAAUCCAGUCACUCUUUUGAAACCUCACUCCAGUCGUUCGUUAACACCAGCAGCACGUUCUGUUGUGGACCGGUUCCACGUCCUUCAUUCCUCCAAGCAGUCUGGACCGAACGCUCACGUCCCGUUGACCAUUGACCACCGAUCCAACGAACCUCUGCAGUAAUACACGAGCGAAUCCAGGACAUCGAUUACCAUGGCCACAUCUUGACGAGCUCGGUGCAUAUAUCAUAAUUCGUACCCUCCGCAUACAUCUUGGGGCAUCGUCGCCAAUUAACAUAAUGUCCUCAAUCGUUCUACCGGAGGAUGAGCCGCAGUUCCAGCCGCGGAACCCCUUUGCUCGACCAGGGCCUAUACCCGACAUCAGGCUUCAAGCCUUGUAUGAGGAACGAGCUCCGUCUCUGGUUGCACGAGACGAUUCGUCAUCCACAUCAGACAGCACAUCAGCCACUGUGUCUUGUGGGAAACAUGACAACUCGGGCGCCUGCGAGAAGUAUUAUAAUGCGGAUGGGUCGAACAACACCUUGCCUAUCGUGCUAGGGGUUGUUAUCCCGUUGGGAAUUGCGUUUGUUGUUUUGAUAUUCCUACACCGUCGCCAUGUAAGGAAACUGAGAAGAGAGGAUGCCGAAGAUAAAGAUAAAGCCCUCGAUUUUGGGCUGGACGGAGCACAGCAAGGGAUGGGCAAAAAGAAGCGCCGCAAGGGACCGGAAAUGUCAAUGGCUGCUGUGAACAAGGAGAUUGGGCGUCAAGAACGAGGACUGUCUGUCGACUACAGUAUGCAUAACCCGUACCUGUUACCUCCGGAAGUCCACCGGUCUCGGGAGUCGUUACAUUCGUUGUCUCGUUCCCUCAACACUGGCGAUGACAAAUACCGUGCGACUACCUUCAUUCCUGACGAUGGAUCGAUACGUCCGCCAUCCAGCCUGAGGAGCCCCGUUGACGACUCGUCCAGUUAUGCUGGAUCGUCUACCCAUCGAUUCCCUCUCGACUCGAGGCAGAAUCUCUUAAGCAAUGCACAGGACAAUUCAGUGGCAUCAGUGGCACCGCCUUCGCGGGCGAUGUCGAGGAACUCCGUAUACAAUGCUCCCAACGAUUCUUUGUCAAAUGGUACUAGAAAUAUGCCGCAGUCUGGCAACAACAAUCUUCUCGCACCCGCCGCAACCGAUCCCAGCCGUGACUCAUAUGUCAGCACCGCCAGCAGCAAUGGCGCGAUGAAGGCUUUGAGAGCAAGCAACAACUAUCUGGCACAGUACAUCAGUGGAGGCAAACGUCCUGAACCGAUCGAGAAGGAGUCUACUGCCGCGGCGACCGAGAUCACAGUUGACCCGCCCACGGAAGAGAUACGUGCUCCACCGCCAGCCAUUCUCAAGGAUCCCCCAACCGCAUCUGCUCCCGCUCCUUCCGUUGAGGAGAACUCAGCGCCGACUAUAACUUUGGACCCUCCGGAUACGCGCCAGCCGAGACUACAGCAACUCAACGUGAUUGACUCCGAGGGCAACAAGCAGGCCUCGGUUGGCUCCAGUGAAGCCUUCGAGAACUUCUCCGGCAGUUAUAACAAUACACCUCAACCGUCCGAUACUGCUCCGACCGAGAUAGACCACUCCCACCAAACACAAUCAACCGAUGCUCAGCCGAAACAGGCCAGCGAGCGGGAUUCGGUGGACUACUACGACGAAUACGAAGUUUAUGGAGAUUACCCUGAGCCUGGUUAUGAAGAUUAUCAAGAUUACGCUGACUAUGAUCCCCGCCGACUGACCAUGGGCGUGCGACCUCUCCCGCCCGACGACCCAAGUGAAAACCCGGAGCAACGAGCCAAUCGCAUCAGAUCGUUCUACAAAGAGUAUUUUGAUGAGACUAAGCCGCAGGGCGCUGGUCAAAACGUACAAUAUUAUGACGGCGCCGAGGACUACUACAAUACCCCGGGCUCUGGUGCCUAUUACGAACAGGGCCAGUACUAUCCACCACACCCUCGACCACCAUACGCUCCGUCUGGAAGACAUCGCGCGACCGUCUCGAAUGGAAGUUACAUGUCGGGCCCUCGGGCAUACUCGUCGGCAUCCAGUAAAUAUGGACCACGCCCUCCUCACAUAACACCGAAGAAGAAGUUACCACCACCGAAGCCGCUGAACAUUCUGCCCACGCCUCAUCUCCUUAAAGAAGACACAUUCUUGCCCAUCGAUUUUGCUCCUCCACAGAAAUUCCAGAAGCAAAGAGCCGGGACGCCUGACAGCCUCCGAGGUGGCGUCCGACCGUUCUCUCCUGGUAUAAUUGCUCAUGUUCCGCUGGCGUCAUCGUUCGAUGACAUGGCGGUGAUUCCCAGCCCGCACGCGCUCAGAAAAUCCGGCACUUUCACCAGUCUUGAUUUCGCCCCACCGCAGCGUCCUCGAGGACCAGAUAGCAUGAGCGAAACAGGCAGCAUCCGAAGCAAUCGGUCGGCGAUGUCGGCAAUGCACAUUCACAGCAUUCGAACUGGAGCUUAUCGAGUCAGCCGGAUACCGAAGGAGGUCGCGGGCACCAGGGAUGAGCUGCAAGCGGCGCUGAAGCCGCAGUGGAAUCUUAAUCGGUGAUGUUCUGGCAAGGAGCGUGCUGGUAGGAGGUUGUUGGUCAUAUUAGAGGGAUGGCGACCUGGGCGACCUGACCAUGGGACAUGACACCUUUUCCGGCGCAUUUGAGCAUAGCGGCAGGAGUUUGACGGAGGCACCUUUUUCAGGGGCAUGUCUCCCUCACCACUGCAUUUGUUUGUUUUUCCCGUGGUCUACUAGCGAAAUACAAAAGAUGACCACAUGUAUACUGGGGCAAUAGUGGAAGCAUAUGGACAUGAAGACGCCAUCAAUGUGCUACAGUACUAGAGUCGAAGGUCUUGUUACAUAAUACAUUGUUGAAGAACGAUCAA